Molecule: messenger RNA, 1641 nt
Organism: Adineta ricciae
Lineage: Eukaryota; Metazoa; Rotifera; Eurotatoria; Adinetida; Adinetidae
Source: the annotation of a GenBank genome assembly
AUGGUAGAAUUUGUAAAAGAGACAGAACGCUGCUUUAAUCAUAUGGCACUCUUCGACGAAACACAAUCGCGUAGUGGUUCGCGUUUUGGACAACUUUCGUCCAAUAUGUUCUUUGCACGCAACACGGCGAAUCCGAAGCGUGUUCGACAUAUUGAAGGUCUUAAUGGCGCAUUGAUUUGUAAUGUAAAUGAUGAUCCAGCUCUGAUCCGUUCUGCAUCUACUAGUUCGCUUAGUUUCAAUCGAGCAAAUCUACCGACUCUGGAUUCAUCACGUCGCGUAGAACGAGUCGUUCCUCCAAUGGGCUUUUGGCACACACAAGGCAUCGUUCAUGAUACUGAUAACUGGAAACGAGAAUUGGCUUCGCUAGCCAGUGCAAGUGGACUUGGAUUAGAAAAAGAUGAUCGAAAACAUCAUGCUAAACAAACAGCGACCGCUAAUUCUCAACACGCUUCACGUUCUGGUGCACACUAUUCAACUCGAACCGGCCGAUUCAACGAAGGAACUGCCAAAUCACGAGGACGAACAGGCUCCAAACAUUCUACCGCAUAUUCCGAUAUGCUAUUUCAUGUACCGGAAAAUGAAAGAGAAAUGUGGAUGUUACAAGUUCUUUGUCAACUACUUGGCACAAGUAAUCUAGAAGAUGUACAAUCAUGGCUUAUAUCAGCUACUCCAACCGAAAAAGAACAAGCACGUACGAUGAUUAAUUCUGCACUUCGAGGUUUGAAAGAAUCUGAACGUAUAUCGAAUAAUUCUCAACAACCGGUUGAUCUCGAUUCUUUGACUAAUUUUGUUGAAAAGCAAAAGAAAGAAGAAAAACAAGCAUCGAAAAAGUAUAUUAAAGAUACUCUCAAUCGUUCUUUACAACCCAUUCACGAGGAAUCCCAAGAUGAUGCAUUAAUCGCGUCUGCCUUGAAAAAACAAUCAACUUUACCAUUGGUCAAUGCAACAACCUACCAACUCUCCUAUCCAAAUUAUAGUCAAAGUCCACGUGAAUCAUUAGAAGCCAUUACCUCACAAAACCGAAAUGAUUUCUCCAACGACCUCCAACAUAAAGACGAUCAUGAAGAGCAAAUCGAAACGAUUCACCUCGAUGAAGAUUCUCCGCGACCUCAGACACCGUCGCAGAAUGAUAUGAAGAAAGCUUCGAAAACAGCGCCGGUCGGACGAACGCCUCCACAUUUCGAUUCAAUCCAAAUCAACGAUGACGAUUACGAUCGCGCAGACAAUCGACGCAAAGAAACAAACUAUCUUUCAAUGAACGAAGAUGAUGACGAUGCGAAAGCACGACGAAUUCGAGAUUUACAGAAUAAAUUAACACGUCAAGAAGAAGAAUCCAAGAAACAAAUCGAGGAAUUACAAACCAAACAAUCCCGCUUAGAAAAUGCCUUAAAAUUAAUCGUCAAACAAACAUCGUAUGGUAAACGUUCGCAACAAACAAAUGACGACAACAACAACAACAAAACUUCGGAUGGUUCGAUCUCGAAUGUGGAUUCCCAGAAGGAAAACGAGCGUCGCCAAGAUAACAAUUCACAAAAAUCAUCCACUAUGAGCAAGACAAAAGAUGAUAAUCGAUCAGCGAAAUCAUAUGCAGGCGUAUGGAAACCCGAUGCAGCCGUACUUCAUCGUCUUCAAGGAAAUUAA